Poecilia latipinna (sailfin molly) is the source of this 1606-nucleotide messenger RNA. RefSeq names its product SUMO peptidase family member, NEDD8 specific (gene senp8). The transcript is spliced from 2 exons. Gene Ontology annotation, molecular function: cysteine-type peptidase activity; deNEDDylase activity. The coding region runs from base 172 to 837 and encodes 221 amino acids. Lineage: Eukaryota; Metazoa; Chordata; Actinopteri; Cyprinodontiformes; Poeciliidae. The record is from RefSeq and is a predicted model, not a curated record. Gene Ontology annotation, biological process: protein deneddylation; proteolysis.
CCACUAUCCGGAUCCCCGGAUGUACGGAGCCAAUCGGAUGUGAGCUUCUGAUUCUGUCUUCCCAACUGUCCAGAUGCGGCUUAUGAUAGCCAGAGCAAUGAGGGACAACAGUGCAGUUUUCAUGCUGUUCAUUGUUUGAAUGUGUCUUUCAAAGACUGACACCGCCAAAGGAUGGAUCCUGUAGUGCUGAGCUACCAGGACAGCCUGCUGCGGCGCUCCGACGUGUCCUUACUGGAGGGCCCCUACUGGCUCAACGACCAGGUCAUCGGUUUUGCCUUCGAAUACUUUGCCAACGAGCGCUUCAGAGUCCUGGGCGACGCAGCCAUCUUCAUUAGCCCGGAGGUCACCCAGUUCAUCAAGUGCGCCUCCUGUCCUGACGAGCUGGCCCUCUUCCUGGAGCCGCUGGAUCUCCCGUCCCGCCGCUGGGUCUUCCUGGCCGUCAACGACAACUCCAACCAGACGGCCGGCGGCUCCCACUGGAGCCUCCUGCUCUACCGCCGCAGCUCCAAUCACUUCGCACACUAUGACUCUCAGAACGGCAGCAACUCGCUGCACGCGCGGCGCAUCGCCAGCAAGCUGGAGCCCUUCCUCGGCGCCGGCAGGAAGGCGCUGUUCGUGGAGGAGCCGUGCCCGUCGCAGCAGAACAGCUACGACUGCGGCAUGUACGUCAUCUGCAUCGCCGAGGCCUUGUGCGAGAAGGUCAGGCUGGAGGGCUCGCCCCGCCUCCCUGUGCAAAUCAUCACCCCAGCCUACAUCACCCAGAAGCGGGCCGAGUGGUGCAGACUGAUCCAGAGUCUGGCUCAGAACGACCUCUGCUGCUCCCUGUCUUUCACCUAGCUCGUAUGCUAGAACAGCGCCCCCUUUCCUUCCCUGUCCCCCGCCACCGUAUCUACUGCUGGAGAAACAGAAUGCACUCCCCGCAUACCAGUAUAUAACUACAUAUUUAUUAUAUUUCCCUGACAGUCAAAGUUUAAAAAUGAAGAGGCGGUGUGAUGUUUUUCCAGUGUAUAUGCACAGCAAUGUACCAUAUGUAAACGACACCAGCAUGCCUAUAAACCUAAAAACGUGUACAUGCUUUGUGAGCUUGGAGAAUGUGGAACAGGAAGCACUGAAUCUUUUCUCUUGUUUGGUGUGCAGCGAAUGUAGAAAUGUUUACACAGAUCAUUGCUCAGGGUCAUUUUAAAUGAACUGAAUUGACUAUAAGAAUGUGAAUACAAACUCUGGCUCCUGCAUCUUGUCUCGUUGUUAUUGUGCUCCUGUUUUUGUUUUUGUUCUUUUUUUUUCCCAGCAGUUUCAACAGCAUUUCUGUCUCUACACCUGAUGUAGAUGUCGGACAGAAGUAUUUUGUGCCACUGAGUGUGUGUCUGUGUUUUUUUUUUUUUUUUUUUGGAACAAAGGGCAAUGUUGAGUGGAGUUAUGUAUGUUAUGUUCUCCAAUAGUAUCUCACAUGGAGUCUGAUCUGAUAAGUGUGGCAGUCGUCACAUUUUUGUGGACAGAAAAGGCGCUGUAAAAAUCGCUCUGUGGUUUUUAUUUGACAUGCCAGCUGCCUAUUUUUUUCUUUGUUUCUGUUAUUAAAACUUGUUUGGCUGCAGAAUGAUCUGACUUA